CAGCGCCUUCUGGGAUGCAGAGGAGAGAAUCACUCAGAGGUGUGGGGGUACGAGUCUCCCUUGUCUGAGAGGCCGCCUCGGCGGACACCACGUUACAUUCGUCAUGUCUCCUUAGGCUCCUCUUGGCUGUGAGAGUUUCUCAGACCUUCCUUAUUUGUGAUGACCUUGACAGUUUUGAGGAGUCCUGGUCAGGCUGUAUCCUAGUCCAGUUGUCCUGAGACCACCAAGAACAAACCUUUAGUCUGACAGUCAGCUCAGUUGAUCCACUGCAAUGAGGGGGAGGAACUGAGGGCAUAUGACUACACAGAGGGCAAGGAGGCUCCCAGCUUUCUGGUCGGCUGAGAAAACUGGCCUGUCUGGUCCGGUUCGGCUGCACUCCACACACCCCCACCCCCACCCCACCGCCGGGGCGGGCUGGCAGAGAACAGCUGACUCCAGCCGCUGCUCAUGUGACCGUCGCAGCUCCCUGUCCUGCUCCCUGUCCCAGGCCAGAGUGGACACUUUCAGGGUCUCCUUCUGGGAGGGGUACCAGCGUGCCGCCAGGCGUGGAGGGAUUAAUCAGUGACAGGAAGCUGCCUCUUUCGGAGCAGUGACUGCUGUGGUCAGGAGAGCCUCUGCCAGGCCAGCCCUAGGAAUCUGUCCUGCUCCCCGCCUGCUGCUUACCCCUGCUCCUGCCAUGGGGUGCCUUGGGGCCCUCCUCUUCCUGCUUGGGGGCCUGGGAGCUCUCGCCCAGAUCUGCGAAAUAACAGAGGUGGACAGCACGCUGGUGGAGAGGCUGGGCCAGCGCCUCUUGCCCUGGAUGGACCGGCUCUCCCCGGAGCAGCUGAACCCCAGUAUCUACGUGGGCCUGCGCCUCUCCAGCCUGCAGGCUGGGGCCAAGGAGGCCCACUACCUGCACAGCCUCAAGCUCAGCUACCAGCAGAGCCUCCUGAGCAAUGACAACAGUGACUCCGAGGCCAAGCCCUCCAUGGGCCAGCUGGCCCUCUACCUGCUCGCUCUCCGGGCCAACUGCGAGUUUGUUAGAGGCCGCAAGGGGGACAGCCUGGUCUCACAGCUGAAGCGAUUCCUGGAGGACGAGAAGGGGGCCAUUGGGCAUAAUCACCAGGGCCACCCUCACACCAGCUACUACCAGUACGGCCUGGGCAUCCUGGCCCUGUGUGUCCACCAGAAGCGGGUCCAUGACAGCGUGGUGGGCAAGCUCCUGUAUGCUGUGGAACACAAACAGCAUCUCCAGCAGGGCCACCUCCCUGUGGACACACUGGCCAUGGCGGGCUUGGCCUUCUCCUGUCUGAAGCUAUCCAACCUCAACCCCAAUCUGAGAAACCGGAGCACUGUGGCCCUCGGGAGAGUGCAAGAGAAGAUCCUAAAGGCCCAGACCCCAGAGGGCCACUUUGGGAAUGUCUACAGCACCCCUCUGGCACUGCAGUUGCUGAUGGCCUCCCUUAGGCCCACGGUGGAGCUGGGCACAGCAUGCCUCAAGGCCAAGGAUGCUCUGUUGGCCAGCCUACAGCACAAGGCCUUCCAGAACCCUCUCAUGAUUUCUCAGCUGCUGCCCAUCCUGAACCAGAAGAGCUAUGUGGAUCUCAUCUCUCCAGACUGUGAGGCACCAAGAGUCCUGUUGGAACCAGCUACGGAGACCCCUUCACAGACCCAAGUCCCAGAGGUCAUCCAUGUCACGCUGAAGGUCUCCAGCACCUUUCUUUCGUACAGACACUCCGUCUCUGUCCCUGUCAGCUCCUCUUUGGAAGAUGUCCUGAAGAAGGCCCAGGAGCACAGCAGAUUCACGUAUGGAACACAGGCCUCCUUGUCAGGCCCCUACCUGACCUCUGUGAUGGGGAACAAAGCUGGGAACGUGAGUUCUGGCAACUCUCCGAGCCCCCGACACCCCCCUGCUGCAAGGUAUUGCUGACUACAGACCCAGGGAUGGAGAAACCAUCGAGCUGAGGCUGGUUGGCUGGUAGACCCCAGGCUCACCACCCCAGCUGCCUCCCACACUUCCUGGGCUUCUGCCCUCCCUCCAGACAUCCCUGUAACAGGCACACGCCUGACCCUGCUGCCUCCUCUUGUGCACUUGUCCCCGGAUCGCCACAGCCACCACCCCUGCGGGGGUCCUAAACUACCACCCACCCUGGAGCAGGGAGCCCAGCACCUUCCGCAGCAGGUCUGUCUGCCCAGGUCUGGCCCCAUCUGGCCCCGCAGGUGUCCCAUGAAGGCCACUCAUAGGCUGGAGGGCAUGAGCAUCUGACUCCUUGGCAGGAGGAGGCCACCGGCCGCUGGCGUUGUGAGUACCGCUUGCUCUGGGAUGGGGGUCCCGCAAGGAGAGCUCUGUGGCCCUGACCCUAGCUUUCCACUCUUUACUCCAUCGGGGCUGCUGCCCCAGAGCCGACUGCGGCAUAGCAGCUGGCGAGGGCUCUGUGGGGCUGCUGUCAGCCCACUUCCAAAAUGAUUAAAGAAUUGAUUGUGCACAUGC
Messenger RNA from Lagenorhynchus albirostris (white-beaked dolphin), 2470 nucleotides. RefSeq names its product transcobalamin 2 (gene TCN2). Gene Ontology annotation, molecular function: cobalamin binding. Gene Ontology annotation, biological process: cobalamin transport. The coding region runs from base 677 to 1909 and encodes 410 amino acids. The transcript is spliced from 13 exons. The record is from RefSeq and is a predicted model, not a curated record. NCBI's taxonomy places the organism in Eukaryota, Metazoa, Chordata, Mammalia, Artiodactyla, Delphinidae.